Molecule: messenger RNA, 2200 nt
Organism: Camponotus floridanus (Florida carpenter ant)
Lineage: Eukaryota; Metazoa; Arthropoda; Insecta; Hymenoptera; Formicidae
Gene: dpn
Product: protein hairy
Exons: 3
Coding region: 265-1644 (459 amino acids)
Biological process (GO): anterior/posterior pattern specification; regulation of neurogenesis; regulation of transcription by RNA polymerase II
Cellular component (GO): nucleus
Molecular function (GO): DNA-binding transcription factor activity, RNA polymerase II-specific; RNA polymerase II cis-regulatory region sequence-specific DNA binding; protein dimerization activity
Source: RefSeq, a predicted model, not a curated record
GCGGGACGUCCAUCAGUAACGAUGGACUUCCCCAACUUGGUGUAAAAUUUUCGUUCAAAUGUUCGAACAGGGCACGUUAUCGAGCCUAAAUUUCAGUGUUUUUCAGUGUGAUUGUUCAACUUUGAUGCUUUGUGCGUUCCAAUUUAAUCAAUCAAGAUAAUUAUCAAGAUUAGCAAUUAACCACGGAUAAAGUGUGUUUGCGCCCGAGCGAAAGUCAUGAUAGUCAGAAGGCUUGCUUAAGUAGUGGAUUACUGCAACUACAAAAUGUUGAACAGCGAGGAAGAAUUCGAGUCCCAAACGCAAUCGGCAAUGUCGAAAGCGGAAUUAAGAAGGAGCAACAAACCAAUUAUGGAAAAACGACGGCGCGCUCGAAUUAAUCAAUAUCUCGAUGAACUGAAGAAUUUUAUACUCGUUAACGAAAAAGACCCAACUAGGCAUUCGAAGCUCGAGAAGGCCGAUAUCCUCGAAAUGACGGUAAAGCAUAUACAAACGAUGCAACGGCAGCAUUUGAGCACAGCCAUCUCCAACGAUCCGGUGGUGUUAACGAAAUUCCGUUCCGGAUUUUCUGAAUGUGCCACCGAAGUAUCGCGAUACGUCAGCCGUCUCGAGAACGUCGAUCCCGCCGUAAAGCAACGAUUGCUAUCGCACUUGAACAGCUGCGUGGGCCAUCUCCAGCAAAUGGCUCCGUUCUACAGUCACUACGUACCCUACAUACCAGAGCGUCUCUACCCAGAGGUAAAGGUCGGCUUCCAGAGCGAUUUCCAGAAUGGGGAUGAGAAUAACAACGGUAGCGCAAGAAUACAGAUACCGAACGGAGUGCAAUUGAUCCCGAGUCGACUGCCGAACGGCGAAUUAGCAUUCUUAGUGCCGCAAUCCGCCGGCAUAUCUGCCAAUUUCUCUUUCUUCCCAUCAGUUGCGGAUUCAUCUACGAAAACCGGUCAAUCCUCGGCUUUCACCGCGGUUCACAGAUCGCACAGUCCAUUGCUGAGCCCGUCGACCUCUACUUCCAGCUACGGCGACGAGAGUCAUCAUUCGGAACAUCCACAGGCGUCAUCGCCUACUCAUCCUCAGCCGCAACGUCGAUUCAAGUUACCGGAGCAGAGUCCUGCGUCCUCUUCAAAGAGCUUCUCGUCCUCCCCGGAGACCCAAAAACCGCAAAUUAGCUCAACUAGCGACCGAAAAUCACCGACGACAACAUUCCUGGAACCUAAAGUCGUGGACGAUAAGAUCGCAACGAAAAAAGAUGUAACGGAAGAUUCGGAGAGCGUCAAUCAUAAUGUAAACAGCUUCGUAGCACAGAGUUUGCGACAACCUCUUUCUGUAAUUACAGACAAAACUUACAAUCGCCCUUCGAAUGGUUCGCUGUUCAAGAAAGAUAGUCUCAAGAGACGUCAUUCCGACGGGCUUUUAGCGAUCUCGGAUAAGAGACCGAGAUAUCAGGAACCCACUAGUUCGAUCUCCUCGAUGAAUAAUGCCGACGCACAUAAGAGCACAAAUGAGCAGACCGCUGCGAUUUCGACCGGAGACUUGCCGCGAAAUCAGAAUUGCCAGGCUCCACGAAAUUCUAAUUCAAAUUCCGAUAAAUUCGUAAUGAAUCCGGCAGAUCCGUUCAAUGCUAAUGGCGAUAUGUGGAGACCUUGGUGAUUAUUAUUGCCGAAAAUGAAAGAAUAGAUGUAUUUUAAAAUUAAACCAGAAUAAAAUUUAAAAAUAUCCUAGUACAAAGAAUCAAAUUAGGUAAAUUUUUUAUCUUAACUUUUACUUUUUGCAAGUUUUGAAACAUAAUUGAUAGUAGCAUAUCAUGGAUUGUAUCAUUUUACACAUUUUGUCAUUUGCUAACAAUUUACAUAAAUCACGAAUAAUUAGUGGCAGGAUUUUUGCGUGAUACUGUAUUACAUAUUUAUUAUUAAACCUAUAUUUUAUAAAUAUUGCGUUACAGAUUAGUAAUUUAAUUAUGUUAAGAAUUAGUUCAAAGAUCAAUAAGGUCAUUACCGAACACAAUAACGGUUUUGUGCCAAAGCGUGAAACUAAUUACAAUAUUUUUGCAACAAGAUUAUUAAUGCAUUCUUUGAUGCAUUGGUACGUUGUAUCCUCGCCAUUUCAUAAAGACUCAUAAGCUUUAAAUAGGUUAAACAAGACUUCUUAUUAAGUUGGUCACAACGCGUAAUAUGUGAAUAGAGCCCUGUAAAUAUAUAUAUCUAUU